AUGCCACGAGCCUCCUCUACACCGGCUCCGGGGCUGAGUCCGCAAUUCUGUUUCAAUGAGCGGGUACUUCGAGACUUCCUAAGCCUUUCCAGAUCCACGAUAGAUGACUCGAUAACCCAAAACCUGAAUGCGCUUUUCACCCCCGCCCGCGAGGGCUUCGAUCCGUCCUCGACAGCUGUGCGGCAGACAGACUCGAAAGCCGGUCGAGUAAUGGACCCCACAUCUUGCCAGGAGUUCAAGGAUAAAGUACUAUUCCCGUCAUGGCAGACGAGAUCGGAUGUUCUUACAUAUUGCGCUGGCGUUGCUACGAGCCCUGAUCCGGACGAUCCGGAUCUUAUACUUCGGCAGACGGAAUCUGCGAGAGAUCGAGAACGGGUCGUAGAUGAGCGGUUGGAUCCGUACUCUGCAAGGUUCUUUCCACGAGAGGCUCGCACAGAGUCCCUGGCGAAUCUGGUGCGGAAUCAGCGGACCGUUGAAGAGAUCAUACGCUCACGGACUUGGGGACUCGUUUCGGAACGAUGUGGUGGUUCCUCCGAGGGUUGGGAGGGAGCUCUCAAUAAGUGGCGUGAAAGUAGCCAGCGAUAA
This is a messenger RNA of Aspergillus puulaauensis, 585 nucleotides long. RefSeq names its product MIX23 family protein. Bases 1 to 585 code for a protein of 194 amino acids. The transcript has 2 exons. The record is from RefSeq and is a predicted model, not a curated record. Lineage: Eukaryota; Fungi; Ascomycota; Eurotiomycetes; Eurotiales; Aspergillaceae. Gene Ontology annotation, cellular component: mitochondrial intermembrane space; mitochondrion.